Molecule: messenger RNA, 3316 nt
Organism: Perca flavescens (yellow perch)
Lineage: Eukaryota; Metazoa; Chordata; Actinopteri; Perciformes; Percidae
Product: E3 ubiquitin/ISG15 ligase TRIM25-like
Exons: 4
Coding region: 1459-2826 (455 amino acids)
Molecular function (GO): zinc ion binding
Source: RefSeq, a predicted model, not a curated record
UUUGAAGCAAUUCUAAAAUGCCACAAGCGUUGCCUAAAAUACGUGUCAUUUUACAGCCGUGCAUGUAGACAUUUAAUUCAGAGCUUUUCACAUCGAGUUUGGCGUAGAUGCUCUUUUUAAUGACUUACGGCGCGUUCUACGGGGCUAUCGCCACUUGCUACUUCAAGGCUCUGAAGUAGCACGUACACGUACAGUUCUUGUCUAAUGAGAUUACACUCAUACGUACUGUUACGUUAAAUAACUCCAGCUUCCAAUAGAAUACGUAGAUUUGUAUGCAUGCUAAUGCUAAAAGACUGGCUGUCACUGGAGCACUCACCAUUUUAGACAAGUGGUUGUUGGAGAGCGGAGGCAGCAGCAGACUGCUCACCCUGAACAGACGGUUGCGGGGCCAUGAGCUGCUCGUCCUCAAGUCCUGAUGUUCGUGGUCCUGUCCUGGUAUGAGCCAGCGGAUGCUCUCUGUCCGCAGGAUGGCAUAUAUAGUGAAGCCUGUGAUGAAGAGGACAGAGAAGACCAGCAGCCAGUCGAUGCUCUUCACCGGGACGCUGGGGAGGGGGCCAAGGCGGUCUAUAUCCGUCACGUUAUUGUCAGGGCUGACUUCAAACCCUGGAACACAAACAGUUUAUCAAAAAAUACAGCAGGCUGGAGGAGCAGUGAUGGAAUACAUAUAGUUUUACUAGUUGAAAGUGUGGUUUAGUUUGGUUUAAAAACUAUAAGAUGGAUACUAAUGACCCCUUGGUGAGUGUAUAUGUAGAAUGCUUUUAUUUGUCAUUUCAGACAAAGCUUACAUGCAAAAAAAAUAAAAGAAAUAAAAACAGAUUUUGAACAGAAAAUCUUUUUCCCAUAAAACUACAACUACAUAGAUUCUGAGAAGUCAGGUGUCAGAUAUUCAGGUGUAGCAAAAAAAGGUGUAGUACUUAAGUCAACCAACCUAAAAAUGAAAUAGAUACAUUCAUUUGACUGAUCCACAAGAGACUCCCUGCUUUUUCUUCAUUUAUGCAGCACCCACAAAAUGUUUACAAUUAUUGAGCAUGGUGGUUUCCAGCAACAAAAACAAAGUAAGUAUAUAGAGGAAUGUCUUAACCCCUGUCCCUGAGAACAAGUGUUUUUACCAGAACUAAUUCAGCAAAGAGUAAGCACUCUAUCCAGAGAAAGCUGAACUUGCUUGUCUUAAAACUCAAAAACUGCAUAAUUUUGUACUGUUUCUACUCAGUUUGUACCCGUCUGGUUAGCGAUGAAGGAGGUGAGUGUCUCCAGCGUUCUGUCAGUGUGGUUGAAGCGAGCCAUGGGUUUGGCCCCCUGGAAUAGCAGAAUGUUGGGCACUGCCACGGUCCCAAACCUUGUGGAGAGACUGGUGGAAGAUGGAGACAGACCAGACACAAAGUGCGGGUUGGGGAUGGCUGAAAUUUGCACGGACGCAAUGCGACAUCAUUUUAAUCAACUGAAGCUGCUACACGGACUAUGCUGCACCAGAGCAGAGGAGAGACAGAUCAGCACCAUGUGAUUUAUCGGAAGCAGAGAGUGAAAUUUACUGACAUUCUGUCGUCGAGAGGAGAAAUGGCGCAGCAACUGAUUCAGCUGGAUCGAGAAAAACUAUGCUGUUCAAUCUGUCUGGAUCUUCUAAAGGAUCCGGUGACUAUUCCCUGUGGGCACAGCUACUGCAUGGGCUGUAUUAAAGACUGCUGGGGUGAGGAGCAUGAGGAGAAAACACACAGCUGUCCUCAGUGCAGGCAGAGCUUCACAACAAGGCCUGUCCUGGUGAAAAGUACCAUGUUGGCAGAGUUGGUGGAGGAACUGAAAAAAGUAGGACCUCAAGCUGCUUCACCUGGAGACGUGGCCUGUGAUUUCUGCUCUGGGAUGAAAGUGAAAGCCUUCAAGUCCUGUCUGGUGUGCAUGGCCUCUUACUGCGAGCAACACCUCCAGCCUCACUACAGCGUAGCUCCUUUAAAGAAACACAAGCUGGUUGAAGCCACAUUGAAGCUUCAGGAGAACAUCUGCUCUCGCCACGACGAGGUGAUGAAGAUUUUCUGCCGCACUGAUCAGAAGUGCAUCUGUUAUCUCUGCUCCAUGGAUGACCAUAAAGGCCAUGAUACAGUCUCCGCUGCAGCAGAGAGGGCUGAGAGGCAGAAGGAGCUCGGGGUGAGUCGGCAAAAAGUCCAACAGAGAGUCCAGGACAGAGAGAAAGAUGUCAAGGUGCUUCAGCAGAGAGUGGAGGUUAUCAAUCAUUCUGCUGAUGAAGCUGUGAGGGACAGUGGGAAGGUCUUCACUGAUUUGAUCUGUUUCAUUAAUAAAAGAAGCUCUGAAGUGAAGCAGCAGAUCAGAUCCCAGCAGACAACUGAGGUGAGUCGAGCUAAAGAGCUUGAGGAGAAGCUGCAGCAGGAGAUCACUGAGCUGCAGAGGAAAGACACUGAGCUGGAGAAACUCUCACACACAGAGGAUCACCUCCAUUUCCUGAACAGCUACCCCUCACUGUCCCGUCUGAGUGAGUCUGAGGACUUACCCAGCAUUGAUGUCUGUCCUCUGAGCUCUUUUGAGGAUGUGACAUCUCACCUCCAUUUGCUGAACAGCUACCCCUCACUGUCCCGUCUGAGUGAGUCUGAGGACUUACCCAGCAUUGAUGUCUGUCCUCUGAGCUCUUUUGAGGAUGUGACAGCAGCGGUGUCAGAGGCCAGAGAUAAACUGAAGUCUGUUCUGAGUGACGAGUGGGCAAAGAUCUCACUGGCAGUGACUGCAGUGGAUGUUUUACUGCCUCAAACAGAGCCCAGAACCACAGCUAAAUUUAUACCAAAAACUGAUGGAGACACUGCUGAGUUGUGUGAGUUCAAGUAGACAGGAGUUUAGAGAGUGAUCCAUCUGUGUACAGAGAUGCACAGAUGAGAUCAAACAGAAGUGGACAAUGAUGUUUUGUCUUGGAUUUUAUGUUGUUUUGUUUGUGUAAAUUCAAUGAAAUGGUGAAAUGAAAAACAACAUUGUUGGCUACAUAGGUAUUAAACUAUUUGUUGAAAUGUGAUCCUUAUUAUAUGUAUAUGUAAAUGUUAUAUGUACUAAAACAAUUGUUAUAAUACACUAUACAUGAAAAAUAUUGCAUUAUGCAAAAUAUCUGACAAAAAACAGUUUUUGUGUGUGUAAGUCUGUUUAAAUUUUUGAGUAUCUGCCAAAUGAAUGAAAUAUAAAGUUAAAAAAUAUGUUUUAAAUGUCACCUUCUGAAAAUACUUUCCUAAUCAUCUUUUUAAGAGUCAGUGUCUUUACGAUAACUUUUUUAAGAAAACAUUCAUGAAAAGUUCCUAACAAAAACCCUAUGAAUAAAUAUAUAAAUAAA